This is a messenger RNA of Ciona intestinalis (vase tunicate), 2765 nucleotides long. RefSeq lists its product as uncharacterized. NCBI's taxonomy places the organism in Eukaryota, Metazoa, Chordata, Ascidiacea, Phlebobranchia, Cionidae. The record is from RefSeq and is a predicted model, not a curated record.
UCUGUUGUUUCGGUUCGCAUUGAUCUCGUUGUGUGCUUAAGAGUUGUUGUACCUGUCCAUUGGAAGUUGCAAAAGAGAGUUUUGCGUGAUUGAUUAUCAUUAAGUUUCGUACAGGUGAACUGUGUUAAGGAGCUUUAUCGAUAUUUUUUCUCAGUUUCUUCUGGUAAAUACUCUAUGAAACUUAUUAGAAUGUUAGUUAAAAAUUGGUGAUUGUUAACAAGAAUAAUUAAAGGACACCUUGACUUUGACGGAAGAUAUGCGAACGGUUAAGCAAGUGUACGAUUAUGAAAGCUAUUCAUGCACCAAGUUCACGCCGUACGAUUGAAACAGUAUGUCGAAUCCAUGAUCUACAACGGCCAGCUUCAAAGCGACAAGUCAUGAACAAAAUUACGCAUGAAUUUGAGUGUACUGAAGGUUCAUUUGUGAAGUCCAAACCUGGAAGCGAGAAACAAACUUCAAGAUCAGAUAUGAAUGGGUUUACGAGAGUUAAAGCAAGUCAAUCACCACAUAAACACCAAGGAGUUAAAGGAACGUAUUUGAUAAAACCUCAACCCUCCAAGUGGGGACCGGGAAAAACUUCUUCUCAACCACAUCGUAGAAAAUCAAUAGACUGCACAUACCAGAUAUUACAAUUGACCGGUAACUCAACGACGAGAACGACCUUUGAAAGUUCUGUGCGCCCUCCAGAUGCGGGAGAUGGUUUGUUUCCUCCCCUGACAAACAAUAAAAAUCUUCCGGAAGUUCGACCCCCUUUAAACAACAAUCGAUUGAGUGUUAAUGUCCGAGAAAGAAGACUAAGCGAUGGUAAUACAUCGUCUGUAUGCUGGACACGCCAUGAGAGACAACAAUCUCCUCUAUAUCGGAACCGUCAAACUACUUCGAGGAAUCGACGUGAUAGGUCUGCUAGUAUUGACUGUGGUUAUUUUGAAUCUAGCCUCCUUUUAAAUGGUGCUUCCAAUACUGGACGGAAAUCUCCGGUCCAACCGACACGUCACAAAUACGUCAUGGAAUCAUCGAUAAAAAAAGCUGGACAAAAUGUUGAACAAAACCAUGCUGUCACUAAUAAUGCUGAAAAUAGACAAAAUGUUUCUUCUUCCCGCGAUUUGGUGCAGCCGAGAUUGACAGAAGCGAGAUUCGCGUCAUCGAAACUUCGAGCGGCAAGUGUUUGUUCGCCCACCAGCGCCGAAAGUGGUGACAAGGUUUCCGAGCGUUUAAAAUUUGUGGCAAAACGACGUCGCUCUGUGCCCAUUAUCCAAGAGAUCGCCCACGCGAGCGAAGUGAAUCAAAGCCCGGAAUUUUAUCAAGCUUACCGAGAAAUGAAGGCAAAAUUUACAAACAAAAACAGCUUAAGAAAUUUACCCGUUUCCAAAACUCCAUCUCUUCGUUCUACGUCAUCAAUCAGUUCGGUAAAAGACGUGACGUCAGUGAGGUUGGGUCGAAUCGAGGAAAUUCCUCCAGAAGUUCAAGAGGAUGAUGUUCGUCUCCGUGAAAAUGCAGACGAGGUAGAGAAAGACCAACAAACGCUUCGAAAUACUAGUUGCCAAUCGACGAACAUGUCGAAUAUUGCUUAUGUUGAGGUAACAAGCGAGAAGAAGGUUUCGGACACGGCACGUCGAAAGACGUUUGAGAUUCCGGAACUCAAAUACGAGAACGCCGAUUCAAGAUCUCGAAGCAGCGAAGACGAUGUACCGAAUAAUGAGGAUUGUGUACAACGCGCUGCAAGUACCGUGACUGGACAAUCGAAUACUGAUCCGAACAACUACUUUGAGUUGUUUGACGACGAUGAUGACGUCAUCGAGGUAGAACUUUUAGACAUCCCCGAUGACAAUUUGUCAGAUGAAGAUUUAUUACGUAAGAGAAUUAUUAUCUGGUUACGUGACGCACAGACUGGUAACACAGCGGAACAGAGGGUUCGUGACGUAACACCGCCACCUUCUCCAGAUCCGAACCGACAGACAGCAAUUGUUGUCGUUUAUGGGGAAAACAGUGGGGAUAAAUAAAUGUUACACAUAUUCGUGUUUACAUUCGUAAAUAGUGAGUGUGAAGAAAAAAAAAUUUUUUUCUUCUAAUAUUAUUAAUGUGCAAAUACCCGGUUCCCCACUAAAGAAAGUUAUAUAUAGUAAUGUGGGGUAAGAUGGGACACCUUUAGCACAUAUAAUAUCCAAAUAUCCUGAUCUUGAUUUAAACAGUUAACAACAGCCUGUAGGGGUCGUGAGGAUGCGGUUUUACAAGUAUUCGAAAGGGGGGUGGUUUCUUUCAGAUGGGACGAGAAAAUGGAAUGAAAAGGUGUCUUAUCUUCCCUCACCCUACUAUAUUUUAUAAAAUAUACCAAGUUCCAUUUACGUAAACUAGCCAAUGUUUCCCACCAGUUCCUUUAAAUUUCUUAAUAAUAUAUUUUUAGUACACUUAUACUAAAUUAAUGUAUUUUAAAAUGUUUAUGUUUUUUAUGUAGUCAGUGUUUAAGGGUAUGUUGCUGGUGUGACGUCAUCAGAAGUUCCAUGUUUUUGUUUUUUUUACAGUCACUCCACUGACUCUAAAUACGUAUUUCUAUUUAUUCCUUGACUACAACCGAAAGAGAGAAAGUCUCUUUUUAUUUCACUUCAUGCUGUGGGUGAACACACCGGUAAUUGGUAUACUAACUGGGUUUGUUCUGUAACCCUGAUCGUUUACCCAUGUAGUUGGACGUUUCUCUUUACGUGAUAGCGAUGGCAAUUGAUGGACUUUAAAUAGGGUAUUUGGUGUAAUAAUAAAACUGAACCCACCUA